Molecule: messenger RNA, 1317 nt
Organism: Kwoniella botswanensis
Lineage: Eukaryota; Fungi; Basidiomycota; Tremellomycetes; Tremellales; Cryptococcaceae
Exons: 7
Coding region: 1-1317 (438 amino acids)
Source: RefSeq, a predicted model, not a curated record
AUGUCCUUUUCUGCUCUGGUAGCUAUGACAGGGUUCAUUUUCAUGGUUUGGCAUACAUGGCAUUAUGAUCAAUGGAGAUGUUUACUAUACUCGAAAGCAGAUUGGUUCCGAGCUGUCAUGUGUCAUAUCUUACUUGGAUCCAUAGCGUGUUUGAUGGUAUAUAUUUGGAUAUGCGUGCAUGUCUUAUAUGCUGAGUACUAUAUCUACCUACCACAAACUCAACAGACGAUCGUCGCACCAUGGCAACUAUGGACCAGUCUUCAUCAAGAUCUAUGGCGAAUCUCCUUAUAUUUUAUGACUGCGGGAUGGGGUUUCUUACAAGCAAUUCAUCUCGAAGAGUUCCUAUAUUGGGGAUAUUUGAUCAAAUCAAUCAAAACUCCCGGUGGACCUAAAUCCACAUGGUUAAAAUCUGGUUUCUUCAAAUUAUGGAUAUGUCUAUCUGUAUCAUCACUCGCCCUGUUGGUAGGAGCAGUACGUAUCGAAACGGGUGAUUUGGAUAUGAUGAGAGCGUAUUUGUUCCUCGUUGGUUCAGUAAUGAGUACAAUCCUCGCCCUCGCAUCGAUAAUUCUAUGUUUCAUCUUUCCCUCUUUCCUCCGUACGGUCAAAAGACAAGGUGCAGGAUAUGAAGUGCUGGAAAGAUUGUAUUUCUUCUCUGAGAUGAAUCAGAUAAGAACAUUUUGCAGAGUAGCUUAUAGCGUUGCGAUCUUGAUAUUAUCGGUCGAUGGUUUGACGGAAGGUAAAACGAUCAAUAAGACUGGAUUCUGGCACGAUUUAUUGUACUUGAUCGGUCAGCUGGCACUGUUCACUGCUACCUGUUUAUCCAUUGUUGUGUUGUUACCCCGAAACAUGACUUCCGAAUCACUCCCUCCUCACGGGAAAGAUCAAACCUUUUUGCCUAUGGCACCAUACAAGCGACCUCUGCCAGCUCGAUACGUCAACACUGCUAAUACAAAGGACUACGAUGGAUACUCUGUCAAGCAAUACUACGAAUUGGGCGAAAGGUUGAAUGUUGGUCCCGAUGCCAUUACAAGUGGUUAUCCUAAUCCCUUCCCAAGCCCGAAUGGCAGAGGAGUAGGAGGACCAGAAAAGAUUGAAAUGUCACUUAACCCCAAACCAUCUACAUCGAGUGGACAUAGUGGAAUGGAAGAAGCUCCAUUUACUGAAAUUGCGGAUCGAACGAAAAGAGCAAGAUUAUCUGAAUUCCCAAAUUUACCUAGCGUAGUAUCUAAAUUCAAGUCUCCAUUCGAAGUCAGUCAACCGAAGAGUAAAGGUCCGACUCAGGUGUUUGUCACUAGUCAUACGGUUGUUGAAGAGUAG